Messenger RNA from Pyricularia grisea, 1376 nucleotides. RefSeq lists its product as uncharacterized. Gene Ontology annotation, cellular component: endoplasmic reticulum membrane; mannosyltransferase complex. Gene Ontology annotation, molecular function: GPI mannosyltransferase activity; alpha-1,6-mannosyltransferase activity. The transcript is spliced from 3 exons. Bases 1 to 1323 code for a protein of 440 amino acids. The record is from RefSeq and is a predicted model, not a curated record. Gene Ontology annotation, biological process: GPI anchor biosynthetic process. NCBI's taxonomy places the organism in Eukaryota, Fungi, Ascomycota, Sordariomycetes, Magnaporthales, Pyriculariaceae.
AUGAUUGCAACAAUCGCCGGCCCAUCGCCACCGUGGACAAUCGUUCGUCUGUUCGCGCUAUGGAAAGGCGCACUCCUGCUUGUCGCGGCUGGGAGCGCGCUGGUCGGCCCCGCAUAUGACACGUCGGCAAGCCUUCUGCUGGCGCCGGCUUCCAACUCGUCGUCAUCCAUGUUCCUGGCGAGGCUGACGAGCUGGGAUGCAAUUUAUUUCGUGCAGCAGGCGCAGCGCGGCUACGUCUUUGAGCAAGAGUGGGCUUUUGGAGAGGGCCUGCCACGCAUAAUUACACGAGCGCUUCGAGGUCUCAACUCUGUUGGCUUGCUCCAGGAUGGCGGCCUCCAAGCUAUGGCGAUUGUGGGCGUCAUCGUCGCCCACGUGUCUCACCUGCUAUCCUCGCUAGCGCUCUUCUGGUUCGGUGCCCUGGUAUUGGGUGACCAGCGCCAGGCCCUCGUGGCCGCGUGUCUGCAUGUGCUCUCCCCUGCCGGGCUGUUCCUCUCGGCCCCGUACGCCGAGGCCGGCUUCUCCUACAUGUCCUUCUUUGGGCUGUACCUCUUCGCCGUGAGCCAGAGCUCCGACACCACGUACGGAGGGAGGCUGAAGAAGGACGGCGCCAUCAUCGUUUCCGGGUUCCUGCUCGGCCGGGCUACCACGUUCCGGACAAACGGGCUGUUGAACGGCGUGCCGUUUGCGUAUGCGUUCUGCCGCGACUGCCUGCGCUUCUUGUCUAAUCCGUCGCUGGUAGGCUUGAGGCGUAUCGUUGUGCUCGGUGUUGCGGGCCUAUGCAUCGCUGCUGGGUCUAUCUGGCCGCAGGCGGUCGCUUAUACCAGGUACUGCACCGAGCCGUUGGCGGAGGGUCUCAAUCGCCCGGAGUGGUGCGCUCGGACUAUUCCUAGCAUAUACUCGUUUGUGCAAAGCAGAUACUGGGGCACCGGCUUUUUUGCGUAUUGGACCAUCUCCAACGCUCCUCUAUUCUUGCUGGCAGCGCCGAUGUUGUAUAUUUUGAUUAGAUCGGGAUGGGAAACUGUUACUGCAUCGCCUGGAAAAUCCAUCGGGGCCGCCAACACUGCCGCGAAAGGUGACGUUGGUGAUCUGGUCAAGGCUCUUGCUGCAGCUCAGAUAAUCCUUGCCGUGACGGCUCUCACGAGCUACCACGUUCAGAUCAUUACCCGUCUUUCCUCAGGCUACGCUGUCUGGUAUUGGUGGUUAGCACAACGUCUUGCUGAUGACAAAGAUAAAGGGGGCUUCGGGAAGGGGGUUGUGACCUUUAUGGUUAUGUACGCUGCCAUCCAAGCAGUCUUGUUUUCAUCCUUUCUCCCACCGGCCUAAGGUAAAUAGGGUUAGCUAAAGGCGAUCGGUGUGGUAGGAGCAAACAAUGCAGA